Caenorhabditis angaria is the source of this 7291-nucleotide messenger RNA. NCBI's taxonomy places the organism in Eukaryota, Metazoa, Nematoda, Chromadorea, Rhabditida, Rhabditidae. The record is from the annotation of a GenBank genome assembly.
AUGAAGGCGACGGAUAGUAAACGAGCUUUUGUCAAAAAGCGCAGCAAGUGAGUUUUAAUAUUAUUUUAAGAAAAAAAUCUUGAAAACUUUAAUUAAUGAAUAAAAAAUUGUAGAGUUACUGCGUCGGAAGUGAGGAAACAUGUGAUAAGCGGAUUGUUGCCGAUUCAUCGGAUCACAGAAGCUGAUAAUGGAUUUGAUAUGAAUAUUUCGAUGUUGAAUAAAGUCUCAUUGAGUGAACCUGUUGCACCAAUUGAUGUUGAAACAUUGUUAGAACAAAGAAAAACGUGUUUAUUAUAUUCGAUUUCUUCACCAAAAUCUUCCAAACCAAUUUUUGAAUAUGUGUCGGAUGAUGUUGAAGUGAAAACAAUCAGGCAUGAUGGGUUAUCAGAUCAUAAUUAUACCACAGUUAAUAAGUGAGUGAUAUUUUCAAGCUUUGGAUUCUAGAAAAAAUGUAAAAGCUUUGAUUGAAUUUUGUGACAAAAUGAUAUUCAAAAAUUCAAAUUUCAAAAAAUAUCUCCUGAAGUUCAUCUCUAAAUAUCCUUCAUUGAAUUUUUUCAGUAUUGAAAACCAUGUUCGAGACAUUUGCUCAUUCUACUGCGAUGAUUUUUCGAUGGUCAAUAGAAAGUGAGUUCUAUUCGGUUUCAGAUCCUCUAUUCACCCAAUUCUUAUUUUCAGACAUCAACAACUUGGAACAGAAGAUCUUCGAGAUCGGUGGAAUCUAGAAAAACUGACAGCUUUGAGAACUUUACGACCUCAAAUAUUUCAUAGUGGACUUCGAAUUAUGGAUCGUGAACCAAGCACAAUUUCUUUAGAAGGGCAUAGUUUUGAUAUGGUUGAUCCUGCAAAAUGUCAAACUGAACAAUUCUAUGUUUCAAUGUUGAAAAAAUCAGCAAUCGACAAGAAUACUUUGCUUUAUUCAAUGCUUGGCAAAAAUCGUGUGAAACAUAUGAUGAAUUGUAUUACAAAUGAUGAUAAAGAUCUGAAAUUUGAAAAACGUAGUGUUCCACAUUUGCCAGAAGAAGAGGAAUCGCCGAAAUUGUUUGUAAAAGUUGAAAAAACUCUCGCCGAUCCAUUUUUUGAACCGCUUUUUGUUUCAAUGGCGGUUUAUGAUAUUCGACACAAGCAAAAAGUUACCGAAUCUGUAUAUUUUAAUAUUGUCGAUGCUGAUAAACUUGAUAUGCUUGGAAAAUUUCAACCAACAUCAAUCAAUAAGUGAGUUUCAAAAAUAGUUUUUAAAAACUAUUUCAAGGUAUUAUUUUUGUAGAAAUCUUCAAGCUCUGUUCAAUAUCACUGGUCCAAUUUCUGACAUGUUUUUGAUCAUAAAGGUAACGGUUUUCUAUGGGUUUUUGAAAAAAAAUUAAAAUUUGUAGAUAGAAAAAGUGCUCCAACAACUAGAUGUGUUUGAAGGAAGUGAUCCAUAUGUUGGAAGUAAAGAAGACAAAAAUAUGGAAAAAUUGAAAUCAGCUGCAGAAGAUUUUUGUCAACGACUAGGAAACUAUCGAACACCACUUGGUUAUCAAGUUGUAGAUAUUCAGAAAAUUUUCAAUAUCAGUGUUCAAAGUGCAUGUGCUUCUGAUAGAAGAACUGAUCCGAUGAUUUCAUCCUCAUGUACUAUGAAUUCAGGAAUCACAUUGAUAAGUGAGUAGUUUUUAUUAGGUUUCACCUUGUUCCUCUCAUAUUUUAGCCAAUGGUCAAGUUAUGGAUGAUCGUUGUAGUAUCACAAGUGCUGACAGAACAUCUUUGACCUCAGUCGGAUCUACUCUUCGCAGAUUUGGUAGUGGAACAUCUGCAGCUACAGUGUUCAGUCGAGUACGAACCCCACUAUCAAAACGAAAAUUCAAUUAUAGUAAGUUUAGUUUUCCCAAAAAACUUCCAAGGUUAACUUUUUCAGCGUCACCUACACCUGCAUCCAAUCGAAAUGAUUAUCCUGAUACUUUGGAUAAUAUGCCAUCGUGUAGUUUGAAAUUCACAACAUUUUUCCGACAAGAAAAUGAUAAAUUAUCAGAAGAAGACAUUUAUCGAGUUUGUAAUGAAGUUCGAAAAACAAAUGGAAAAGUCAAUCGGAAAAUGUUCAAUUUCGAUUUGGAGCUCACUGUAGCUGGAUCAAACAAAAGUAAAGAAUGUCGAAAUCAUGGCAGUACUUUGACUUUGAGCACUGAUUCAGUUAUCCAUGAAGCUGUUGAGAUUCCAAAAUAUAAAUCAUCAUUGAAUAAAUCAUACAAAAACUAUUUGUAUGUUUAUCCAAAACAUAUAAAUUUAUCAAAUCGAACUGGGAAUGCUCGAAAUAUUAUGAUCAAAGUUGAAUUAAUGGAUUCAACAGAGAAUCCACAAGAAACGAUUUUUGAGAAGGGUUCGACUAAUCGGGUAUUGCUCAAGUGUGCAAAAACAAGUGUUGUUUAUCAUAACAGGUAGGAUUUUUAUCGGAGACUUGAGAAUUUUUUAUCCGAGAUGUUUAUUUUAGAACGCCAUAUUUCACGGACGAGAUCAAAAUCCAACUUCCAUGCGAUUUGAAUGACGGACAUCAUUUGUUGUUCACAGUUUAUCACGUCUCUUGCAAAGAAACUGAUGUGAAUGCUACUGAAACUGCUAUCGGGUAUACUGUAAGUAUUUCUCAAAUUAAAAAAAUUGAAUCAAUAAUUUGUUUCAGUGGCUUCCAUUAUAUCGUGACGCCAAACUUCGAAGCGGAGACUUCAACCUUCCAGUUUGUGGUGAGAAACCUCCAGCUAGUUAUGGAUACUUGGAUGCAAACAACGCUCUACCGAACUUGAAAUGGAUUGAUAAUCACAAACCGAUUUUCACAUGCUCAUUACGAGUUAUUUCCAGUGUUCACGCUCAAGAUGAUCAUCUCGAAAAGUUUUUCACCGGAAUCGCUAGUUUGAGUUCAACAGAUCCGAAACAUCCGCCGAUUGGUGAAUCUGAAUUAAUUCACUCGAUUGAUGUAAGUUAAAAUUUUUGAUUCCGGAUAAUUAUAUAUCGAUUUAAUUCUAGAAUUUGCUCAAAGCUGCUCCUGACCGUCUGUUCGCAUUUAUUCAUUUUAUUUUGAGCCGGCUCAUUUUCUUGAUCUCAAAUCCGCCAUUCACUGAUGAAGUCUCAUUGAAAUCUUUUGAAUGUAUUGGUCACUUGGUGAAACUUUUCUCCCUGAUGUUAGAUUCCGAUUGUGAUACAUAUAAUAGAAGUAUGCUCUUAGCUUCAUUUGUCAAGUAUCGGAAAGUCUCUUCACAAGGUUUGUAUGGGCUCUUUUAAUAUUAAUCAUUUUAGUUUUCAGAAUCCAAACCACAUUCUAGUAUUCGACCGGUUGAAUUGAAAGCAUCACCAACUGAUUCGAGUUUGUUGAGUAGUAUGAUAGGUAAGAUCUAGUGCCUAUUUUUUAGCAUUUUAAAAUCUUAUCACAUUUUAGAACAUGUUGAGAGAAGUACCCAUUCGGUGUCAAUCGGAACUACAAAUGUUCGAUUCCAUGAAAAUAUUUGUGAAAUUUGGUUGAGAGCAAGAGGAAUAUCAAGAGAGAAUUCGAUUGUUCAUUCGUGGUUCUUCUUGGAAAUCAUUGUAUGUUUUCUCUAAUACAAUUAUGGUUUUUUUUGUCAAAAAUAAUAUUACAGCUGAAAUCUGCAUCGGAAUAUCUAACAAUGACUGGAAGAAUGUUUUCAUCGAGAAAAAUUCGAUUUGGUGAUCAGUUUUUGAAAAAUAUCGAGACUCUUUGUGAAAUAUUUGCUCAAGAAGUUAUCACAAGACAUACAAUUGAUUUUGAUGAAGCGAGAAUGAUUUCGAACUCUUUAGCGUUUUUCUUACGCGAUAGUUUAUCAAUUAUGGAUCGUAGUUUUGUGAUGAAACUUAUUCAUAAAUAUAUGCUCUCAUUUUCCGAGGCAAUGAAGUGAGUUUUCUUCAAGUUGAAAUAUCAGAUUUGAAAAUGAACUGUUAUUUUUCUAGAAAACUCCCACAAACCAAUGAUUUAUUAUCGAUAAAAAUUGAUUUUAUUCGAAUAAUCUGCUCCUACGAACAUUAUUUGAUAAUCAAUAUCCUAAACGAUGCUGAAUUACCAAAUGAGAAUUCAGGUGUAGCUGCACCUCCAAAAUCAUCUUUAACAAACUCUAAAAACUUCAAAAAAUCAAUAGCAACUGGAUGGGUGAUGACAGAUUCAGCGAGAUCUACACAUUAUUUAUCAAGUCAGGUUUUGUCGGAUUUGAAAGAUUCAAUAAAUAGUGGAAAUGCUAAUCUUUGUGCAAAAUCAAUAGAAACUAUCAAAGAAUUAUUUCAAUCUCAUGAACUUGACAAUCGAUUGUGUGAGGGAGAAUCGCUAUCUCAAGUUGCAAAUAUCUAUAAACCUUUGGUGAUAAUUGUUUUGGACAGUUUUGAAUGUUUAUAUUCUGGAUCUGUUAGAAAUUCUGCUGAUGCCUCGUGAGUUUUUUCCUUAUCGAUGAGCUCCCAAAACUGUUUAAAUUUCAGAUCGAACCUCUCAUUUUUGGAGCAAACAUCAAAACAAGAUGUUAUGUCUGCUAUCUCUGGCAGACUUCGAAAUUCACCAGAUCCUAGUUUUGCAAAACUUCACCUUGAUAUUAUUAUGACGAAAUCGGUUGGUUUUUUUUUUGAAAUAGUCUGAAAAUCAACUGUAUUGUUUCAGCUACUCUGCUCGAUGUUCUGGAUUUUGAAAAAUGUAUCUAGAAAUGAACUUCAAUGUUGGUUGGUGUCACUUGAUCAGGAUUCAAUGCUCAAACUUUUACAUGUACUUUAUUAUACAUUAUCAACCUUUGAGAUGAAGGAAGAAACUCCAAAUCCUAGAGUAAGAUUUAUCACAAAUUGAAAUCAAAUACAAAGCUAUUUUUCAGCUUUCCCUUGACAAAAAUUCGAUGAACAAAUUGGAUGAAGAGCCGGCAGCUGAAGUGAAAUGGAGAACAAGAAGCACUGAUACUUGUGAUUCUCGAAACGAGCAGAUAACAACACAAGAAGCCGUGUCUAGCAAUGCAAUAUUAUCAUGCGAAAUAUUUUUAUGUGUUGUUGAAAUAAUUGAUAAUAUUAUCGCAUCAUCAGCUGACACUAAAAAUUCACUCUUUCAUGUUUUACCGAUGGUUUUUCCAAUAAUUGUGAGUUUGUCUAAAAUUCAUAUUUUGAGACAAAAAAGACUUUCAAUUUUCAAAUUUAUUCCAGAUGCACGGAUUGUCAUGUAACGUGUCAGAUCAAGUUCUUGAAGUGUUAUUCGCUGCUCAGCAAAGCUUCUUUGCCAGAUUCCCAGCUAUGAUCCUCGAACAAAAACCAGAAUUAUGUGCCGAACUUUCACAACAAAUUUUACGUCAUUGUUCAUCUACUAAACUAGACAAUGUUCGAACUAUGGCAACUGUCAGUCUUUAUCAUUUCCUCCGCGAGAACUUCAAGAUCUAUAAAAAUUUGACAAAAGCAAGAACAUUUUUGUCAACAGCUUUAUCAACAUUGUUAUCUGGAAGUUGUGAUAUUGAUGCAUCAGUUAAUGAUGAAUUUAUGAUUAAAAGUUUGGAAAUUGCAAAUCAAUUGGCUGGUGAAGAUGAUGCUUUUGAUGAAAGUUCGAAGAGAAAAAUGAUUGAACAAGUAUGUUUUGAAAUUCCAUGAAAACAAUUCAUUUUGCUUUUUUUCAGAUGAAAGAACUCACUGCAAACUUACAAAAAAUCAUGUUGAGCACUGUUAGAAUGCGAGAACAUGUCAAUGAUUAUGAAAUGACUAUUGAUUUGAUGUAUCAAUUAGUUGAAGGGUAUUCAAAUAACCCGGAUUUGAGAAUUACUUGGCUUUUAAAUAUGGCAGAAAGACACGAGAAACAACGAAGCCUUUGUGAAUCAGCUCAUAGUUAUUUGCAAGCUUGUGCUUUGGUUUUUGAAUAUAUUGAUCAGCGAAAUCAAAAUAUGGUUUUUGAAUCAAAAGGUGCUUCUACUUUCCUCGAAAUUACACCAAACGCGAUCAAAGAAUCAAAAACAACAUUCAAUAAAAAGUGAGUAACCUUAUUUAUUUUUGAAAAUAUUCACACUCACAUCAGUUAGUAAAAAUUUGACAAAUUUCAGUCCCGAAGCCGAAUGCCAUAUUCAAUCCUAUCACUUUACUGAAGCUGGUUUGUUAAAAAUAUUGGAAAAGUCUUUCUCACUUCUUGAAAAAGCUCAACUCUACGAACUUUUAUUCCCAUUUUCAAAAAUCAUUUUGAAUUACUGCCAUGCUGUCAAAAGUUUUUCGCGAGUUGCACAUAUUCAUAAACGACUGAGUGUUGCGGCUGAUCAAAUCAAGGAAACUGAUGAAUUCUAUGAAUAUCAAUCAGAUUCUUGGGUUUCACCUUUACCUGGGUAAGAAAAAUAUUAAAUCUUGAAGGAGAGAAUUAAUUCUCAUUAAUUUUUCUUUUGCAGAAUCGAUAAACGAUGUUUUGGUACAUUCUUCAGAGUUGCAUUUUAUGGAAAACUGUUCAGAGAACUCGAUAAUCAAGAAUUUGUCUAUAAGGAAUCUGCAUUUUCAAAAUUAAAUGAGAUCAGUAAUCGACUCGAAACCUUUUAUACAAAUAUGUUUGGCGAUGGAAAUGUGAUAGUUCUCAAAGAUUCAAAACAGGUUGAAGUGGCAAAAUUGAAUCCAAACAAAGCCUAUAUCCAAAUCACAUUUGUGGAUGUGUUUUUAUCCGAUGACGAAAAAAUGGAGAGAAAAACAUAUUUUGAAAGAAGAAAUAAUGUGAAUCGAUUCUAUUUUGAGACUCCUUACACUAUGGAAGGACGUGCACAAGGCGAUUUGUCAUCUCAAUAUAAAAAACGAACUAUUCUGACGGUUGAAAACUCCUUUCCAUAUAUCAAAACAAGACUCAAAGUUAUCAAUCGGUCAAUCACAAAUUAUUCACCAAUUGAGGUUGCGAUUGAAGAUAUUGAGAAGAAAACUAGAGAAUUAGCAGCUGCAGCAAAACAUAAAAAUCCGAAAAUGUUGUCGAUGUUGGUUCAAGGCUCAAUUGGAACCACAGUUAAUCAAGGUCCUUUGGAGGUGAGUUUUUUUAAGUCCAGGUUGUUUUUGUUAUUGAUGAUAUCUAAUUCAGAUUGCAAAUGUUUUCCUGGCAAAUUCUGUGACUGAUGAACGUGGAAGACCAAUGGAUCGACUUCAGAAUAAACUUCGACUUUCUUUCCGACAUUUACAAUAUCGAGCGAUGGAAGCGAUUCAACUUUCAAGAGAAUUGAUUGGAGAAGAUCAAAAAGAAUAUCAAGAAAAUGUUGAAGCCAAUUUCCACAGUUUUGUAACACAUCUAAAACCAAUGCUUUCCCGAGAGAAAAACGAAAUCACAUUUUCCGAGUUCGGAAAACCGACUGUUGUAUGA